Molecule: messenger RNA, 2969 nt
Organism: Pseudophryne corroboree (corroboree frog)
Lineage: Eukaryota; Metazoa; Chordata; Amphibia; Anura; Myobatrachidae
Product: oocyte zinc finger protein XlCOF7.1-like
Exons: 3
Coding region: 1-1893 (630 amino acids)
Biological process (GO): urogenital system development; embryo development; regulation of transcription by RNA polymerase II
Cellular component (GO): nucleus
Molecular function (GO): DNA-binding transcription factor activity, RNA polymerase II-specific; RNA polymerase II transcription regulatory region sequence-specific DNA binding
Source: RefSeq, a predicted model, not a curated record
AUGACCUCCCGCCUCAACAAGAAGCUGCGGAGUCCUGAUCACUCUGAUAUUGGUGCAUCUGUUACAGCUCUGACAGUAGAUACAGUGUUUCCCUGUUCUAUAGAUAUCAAAUGUUUUACACAGAACAUAAACCUUAUUACUCAUCAGCCAGCUAAGGCAGGUGAGAGGCCAUUUCCAUGUUCUGAGUGUGGGAAAUGUUUUACAUAUAAAUCAAAUCUUGUUACACAUCAGAGAAGUCACACAGGUGAGAAGCCAUUUCCAUGUUCUGAGUGUGGGAAAUGUUUUGCACACAAAUCAGCUCUUGUUAUACAUCAGAGAAGUCACACAGGUGAGAAGCCAUAUUCUUGUUCUGAGUGUAGGAAAUGUUUUGCAACAAAAUCAUUUCUUGUUACACAUCAGAGGAGUCACACAGGUGAGAAGCCGUAUUCCUGUUCUGAGUGUGGGAAAUGUUUUGCACAGCGAUCACAAUUUGUUACUCAUCAGCAUGCUCACACAGGUGAGAGGCCAUUUUUCUGUUCUGAGUGUGGGAAAUGUUUUUCAUCGAAAUCGCAUCUUGUUAGUCAUCAGAGAAGUCACACAGGUGAGAGGCCAUUUUCCUGUUCUGAGUGUGGGAAAUGUUUCGCACAUAAAUCAGCUCUUGUUACACAUCAGAGAAGUCACACAGGUGAGAAGCCAUUUUCCUGCCCUGAGUGUGGGAAAUGUUUUGCACGGAGAUCACAUUUUGCUACUCAUCAGCAUGCUCACACAGGUGAGAGGCCAUUUUCCUGUUCUGAGUGUGGGAAAUGUUUUGCACAUAAAUCAGCUCUUGUUACACAUCAGAGAAGUCACACAGGUGAGAAGCCAUUUCCAUGUUCUGAGUGUGGGAAAUGUUUUUCAUCGAAAUCACAUCUUGUUACACAUCAGAGAAGUCACACAGGUGAGAAGCCGUAUUCCUAUUCUGAGUGUGGGAAAUGUUUUUCACAGAAAUCAAAUCUUGUUACACAUCACCGAUUUCACACAGGUGAGAGGCAAUUUCUGUGUUCUGAGUGUGGGAAAUGUUUUGCAUACAAUUCAGUUCUUAUUAGACAUCAGAGAAGUCACACAGGUGAGAAGCCAUUUCCAUGUCCUGAGUGUGGGAAAUGUUUUGCACGGAAAUCAGAUCUUAUUAUACAUCACAGAAGUCACACAGAUGAGAAGCCAUUUCCAUGUUCUGAGUGUGGGAAAUGUUUCACACAGAAAUCAGUUCUUGUUAGACAUCAGAGAAGUCACACAGGUGAGAAGCCAUUUCUAUAUUUUGAGUGUGGGAAAUGUUUUGCAUACAAAUUAGUUCUUAUUAGACAUCAGAGAAGUCACACAGGUGAGAAGCCGUAUUCCUGUUCUGAGUGUGGGAAAUGUUUUUCAUCGAAACCAGAUCUUGUUUGUCAUCAGAGAAGUCACACAGGUGAGAAGCCAUAUUCCUGCUCUGAGUGUGGGAAAUGUUUCGCACAGAACUCAGCUCUUGUUACACAUCAGAGAAGUCACACAGGUGAGAAGCCGUAUUCCUGUUCUGAGUGUGGGAAAUGUUUUAUCCAGAAAUCACAUCUUAUUAAACAUGAGAGAAGUCACACAGGCGAGAAGCCAUUUUCUUGCUAUGAGUGUGGGAAAUGUUUUAUCCAGAAAUCACAUCUUAUUAAACAUGAGAGAAGUCACAUAGGUGAGAAGCCAUUUUCUUGUUAUGAGUGUGGGAAAUGUUUUACCUGGAAAUCACAACUUGUUACACAUCAGCGAAGUCACACAGGUGAGAGGCCAUUUCCAUGUUCUGAGUGUGGGAAAUGUUUUGCACACAAAUCAGAUCUUAUUAAACAUGAGAGAAGUCACACAGGUGAGAAGCCAUUUUUUGCUCAGAAUGUGGGAAAUGUUUUACACGGAAAUUAGAUCUUUUUACACAUCAGAGAAGUCAGACGGAAAAAGCCAUUUCCAUGUUCUGAGUGUGUGAAAUGUUUUACAUAGAAAUCACAACUUGUUACACUUCAGCGAAGUCACAAGUGAGAGGCCAUUUCCAUACUCUGAGAAAUAAAUCAGCACAAUAGACAUCACUCAGGUGAGGAACCAUUUUAAUCUUCUGGAGUAUUCUCAUCAAUGCCAUGCGUUGUUCUUCAAGGUUCUUCUAUUUCCUAUGCUUUUUGCAAUAUACAUGUUACCACUGGGUGAAAUAAUCAGAUGUCAUGCCAUCAUCUACCACUGCUGUACAGAUGACCUGUCUUUUGCUCCAGGUACUGAGAACCCAGUACCAAUCCUAAAUAGUUGUCUAGCUGAGCUCCAGGUGUGGGUGAUGCCAGUUGGCUGUGACUCAGUCCUGGUGAAACAGGUCCUUAUGAUAGAAACUCACCAACAAAGGGCAGGGCUACAGCUCAGCUUUGCAAACCAACCAGACUUAAGCUUGUGGGUUCAGAGUUACAAAAUGCUGAUCCUGAGUGGAAUCUUGGUGUCCUGGAUGGUGGAGUGACACUUAGACAUCAGGUAUCAGCCACAAGCAGAAGAUUCCCUCAGAAGAUCUACCUACAGUCAUACAUGCACUUGUAUCAUCACACAUAGACUACUGCAAUGUCCUCUACCUGGGUCUCCCAGCAAAAGAAUUACACGGCUUGUAGCUUGUACAGAAUGCAGCAGCCAGGCUGUUACCUAACCAGCCCGUUCCUGCCACAUAACACCCAUUCUAUGCUCCCUUCACCGGCUGCCUGUAAGAUGGUGACUCUAUUACAUAAUCUUACUGACUCUCCCAGCCCUACAUGACCAGGGUCCAUUGUACCAGAAGCAGCUUCUGCCUCCUUACUGCCCUGCUUUCUUACUUCCAUCUGGAGACAAAGGACUGUUACCAGCAGUACCAAGAAUCCCCAAGCAGUUCUGAGAUGUCAGAGGGGGAGACAGGGUGGUGGCACUAGUGCUGUAGCGGGGGCUGCCAGAGGCACUGUCUAUGGGUAAUAUUGUCCCCAAGCAGUGCUGAGGUGGAA